UCGGCCACCUGUGCCUCUGCACCCCGUUAGUAACAGACCCAUUGAACAUACAGCAAUUACACUCAUUGCUGCUGCACCCCAAAGCUGUUGCACCUCACAGUCAGCAUUGCACCCUGCCGAUAACGCACCCCACUGCUGCUGCACCCCAUUGCCAUUGCACCCCACUGCUGCUACAUCCCAUUACUGGCGCCCUAUCACUGCCGCACCCCAUGGCUGCUGCACCCCAACAGUUGCACUGAGCGGGAAGGGGGACACUUUAGGUCUCCCCGAGGUGGGACCCCGGGGGUACCCGAAGGGGUGUCGGACGGAGCGGAGAGGUGCGGCAGAAAGCAGCUCCAGGCAGGCUGCGCCACCCCGCCGGCCGCCCCCCGCCCUCUGCCGCCGCCAGCGGGGCGGUGCAUGCCUGCGCGGCGGGACGGCCCCGGCGGCCGCAGGAGCCCUCCCCUCCCCCGCCGGGCCGCGGCCGGCCCCCGGGCCGCACCGCACCGCACCGCCCCGCACCGCCGCGCCUGCAGCGCCGCCGAACAGGAAGGGCCCGAGGGAUGGAGCUCGGCACAGCGAAGCUUUGGAGGCCCUCGGCAAGCAAGCAGCCCACCCAAGGAAGACAGCACAGGAUUGUGGUCUGACCCACACAGUCGGUGGGGCCAUGAAGCUGAACGAGCGGAGCGUGGCCCACUACGCCACCUGCGACUCACCCACUGACCAUGCUGGCUUCCUCCGCAAGCGUGUGGAGCGGCACCACCACCAUACCCACCACCACCACGCCACCUCCUACCAGCGCCGCUGGUUCGUCCUCAAGGGCAACCUCCUCUUCUACUUCGAGGAGCGGGAGAGCCGGGAGCCCAUGGGGCUGGUGGUGCUGGAGGGCUGCACCGUGGAGCUGUGCGAGGCUGCUGAGGAGUUCGCCUUUGCCAUCCGCUUUGACGACGCUGGUGCCAGGGCUUACGUGCUGGUGGCUGAUGGGCAGGCUGCCAUGGAGGCCUGGGUGAAGGCAAUCUCACGGGCCAGCUUUGACUACAUGCGCGUGGUGGUGAGGGAGCUGGAGAAGCAGCUGGAGGAGGCCUGCAAGAGCCUGGCCGCUUGCCGCAACUCACCGCGGAGGUCCUCCUCCUCUGGCAGGAAGAGGCACCUCUCCAACCCCGCCUUGCAGCCCCUCCAGGAGAAGCCCACCAUCCUGGAGAACGGUUACUCCACGUGGGGCAGUGGCGGCAGUGUCCCUGGGGGGACCACCUGCCCCGACCGUGAUGGGGGGCAUGUGAAGCCCCCGCCCCUGCCUCCGCGCCGGCGCUCAGCUGCUGGCAGCACCGCAGUGUCCCCAGCCAUGCCAGAGAGCCCAGUGUCACCAGACACAGCCUGCUUCUCCAAGCUGCACAGCUGGUAUGGGCAGGAGAUCGUGGUGCUGAGACGGGAGUGGCAGGAGAGGCAGAAGAGGGGACACCCAUGACCGAGUCACAAGCCACUGGCCAGCUGAUGCCCAGCAGCCUUUCAUGCAGGAAGAGUGAAGCAAGGGAUGCUGCUUGCUCCCUGCCCUGGUUGGUGGCUGAGUGUUUGGUGCAUGUGUCCUUCAUGGGGCAUGUGGGAUGGACCUGGGUCUUCCCCAAGCCUCACAUUUUAUGUCCAUGAGGCUUUAGUACCAGGGGAGCCACCUUUGAACUUUCCUCCACUGGUGAUAUGAGGUGUGGAGGGGGCCCAAAUCGGGACAUACGCAAUGAACCUCACCCAACAGGCUUGGCCCGUGUCUGUCCUGGCGUUGUGGAUGCUCUGGGAGCUUCAUUGCCUGCCCUUCCUUCACAACUUUGUUUUGGUUUUGUUUCUCAGCGUGGAAGUUUGCACAGGUCAGCAUUUACUAUUGUCUGUGGUCUUGCACCGAAGUCCUACUGCCUUUGCUCUUUCGCCACAGAUAAGGCUGGGCUCUUAUGAAAUGCCACCAAUGGGCCACUGGCCUUGUCUGGUGUCUCUCACCUUGUGCCUCCCUUGCCGCAGGACACUUGUGAGCCACCCUGGCUGUGGCUGGCCCAGCAGUCAGGGCAACAAGGACUGGGCUCUUGCAUUGUCUUUUUUUUUACUUUCAUCUGCACUAACCCUCCUCCCUGCUAAAUCCCUCAGGAUGUGGAUUUCAGGGGUUUGCAUCUGUCUCUUUGGGCACCUGAGCUGAGCAGUGAGGAGACACUGAACCUGCUCUGAAGCAACAGCGAGGAGCAGGAGCGCUCCAGGGCUGAUCUGGACUAUGUCAAGCAGUAGCCAAGCCUGUUAAUGUCUCCACUCAGGCCUUCUCUGUUCCAAAACAGGGAUGCUAGAGCCUGUUUGCCUUGCCAGGGGUGAAUUUCUCAACCUCUGUGCAGACUGUAGCUCCUGCAAAGUGCCAUGUAGGGCUCAGCCAGCUCGUUGGGCAGCUUGCCCGAGAUGGCAUAUAGAGUCGUGCUCUUGCAGAGCCUCUCUCACUGUUGUGGCUCUACCCAGCUCCUGGCAGAGCUGUGCCCUCGGAGGAGCAGCUCUGGAAAAGCAGGGAGGAGGAGGGGGCUGGCCCCAAAGUGGAAGCGUGGGAGUGAGUUACAGGUAGCACUGACUGCGUGUCAGCAAUGUCUGGGCUUGCCCCUCCAGCGUCAAACCCAUAUCACUGCUGUCUGCUGGUGCUUCCCUCUGAUUUCGUGUCAGCAUCACUUGGGCUCUGUAGCACAUCACAUCCUCCCGGUGGGUGAGGAGGGCUGCGAGGAGGUACGCCUGUCGCCUCACCACAGAACUGGACUUGUCCUUCACCUGUAGGUCAGAAACCUUGGCCACAAGGCAGACGGUACAAGCAGGGGGGUGCUGAGUUCAGGGGCUGCAGCACCUUGGAGAUGGGGUUCAUAAAUCUCCCUUAUCCUCGGGGCAAGGGCUGCUUUUCAAAGCAGAAAAAAUAUGUGAAGCAGUCUUGUACUUCCUAUCUGACUGUUAAACCUGUUUUUAUUGUCCUGUUGUAUUAAGGAGCCUUGCUUGGAAAGCAAGAGGCUAUUCCAGGUCAUGACUGGUAGAACCUAUUUGCUUUUCUGGAGUUAAACACGCUCAUCUUAAUAUUUCGCAAUAGCCAGUAGAGAUUGCCAAUGCAGAAAUCAAAUGACUUCCAUUAACUUUUGGUGCCUUUGAAAAUAUACCUCUGGUAGUUUUGGAUUAUGAGCUUCCAGCCUCCUGCCUAAUUAUGGCUCAGUGGUAUAUUAGAGGAAAUCAGAUCUCAGAUCAGAUAUUACAAAUGUGACUUUGGGCACUGGGAGUGUAACCUUCACAUACAAGUGAUGCAAUCCAGUUCUUUCUGGUUUGCAUCUGUAUUUCUUCGCAGUAGGGAUGUUCAGGUUCAGGAGGAUUAUUUUUGUUCUGCUUUUUAAGUGAAAUCAGUUUGGAAAGACCAGUAGCAGGUGGCCACGGGCCAGUGCCCAGGCUCUGCCAGCAGCCCAGCUGGCUGGACUUAGGGGCCAGCUCUGCCUGCUUCCCUGCUGCUCAGAUGGUUCAGUGCUGCAGCAUUCUUGGCUGGGAACCUGUCCCUGUCCCCAUGGCAGGGCAGCAGCAUCAGGGGAUGGCACUACCUGGUACCUCCUCACUCUGAGCGUGGGUAUUUUGGGGCCAGGGUCAGAUUUGGUAAGCAUUUUUCUCUUUGUCAUUGUCUACACAGAGAGAAGAUUAUUCCUGAUGUCUCACACUUACAUAAGGCAGCUUGACUGUAAAGAUUUAACUUCCAAACUAAAUCAAAAUGUCAUGGCAGUUCCUACAUGAGACCCAAGAAUCACAAGUGACUUGAAAGAGAAAAUAAAUUAACAAAGCCAGUUCUGUCAGAACUGGAACAGUAUUAUUCAUUUGAGGGCAGUUUCACUUUUAAGAAGCUUAGUUUGCUUUAACAAGCUGGGAUUGUGCUAGUAACACUACUAAAGAGCUUAUAUUUAAUGCUUUAAUCUGUCCCAUUCAAAUGGCACAAUUUCCACGCUACCUGUCUUUGCAUUAGUACAUAUCUCAACUAAAUCCUGCAAAUGAGGCGCUGCGCUCUGCUUUCUGUCUGAUCACAUUUGGAGUAAUUCUGUGUUUUAUUCUGCAGCACUGAGAAGAAAAUGACUGAAUCCUAAGCAGUAUUUGUGCUCGGCCCAGCUAUCCGUGCCUGGGCCUUUAGUAGGUCUCCAAAGCGCUGUGCGACUUCGGAUGCACUUGGUCAGGGUUCCCUCAUCAUCCCGCCCACAUAGCAGGGAUGGCCCUUUUGUGAGUAAAAAAAGCCAUAAUUGGAGCCAUGCCCAAAUUUGCGUGGGAGUACAGGGUUUUUUAAUGACCACUGCUGCUUGCUUCGUUAGGCAGGAAGCACCUGGGUGCUCCACCACCAAAGCAGAGGCCAUCGAACCAGCUCAGCUGUGGAUCAGUGGUGCUGGCAGUGCCUUUGAAGCAGCCCGCAGGCAGAAGGUUGGGAUUUCAGCUUCCUGAGGUUGCCCACGCAGCGUCCUCUCCUGUCUGCAGGCAGGGAUUGGUACAGGAAAAGCAGAGUUUUUGUUGUCCCCUACAGCAAAAUGAGACUGACUGCCACACACUGUUUUUUCUCCGAUCAUUCAGGUUUGGACUGUUUCACCUCCCACCUUCACUUUUCCUUCUUAUUUUUUAAAAAUAGAAAAUGAGUGGGCAGCACAAAACAGGUUCCCUAAGAAUUCACUAAAGCCGAAUGGCUACUUUUCUUGAAGUACUUAAAUCCCUUUCUAAGAGCUUUAUUUGGCAUAACAAUGCCAAAGCAAUGAGAGAAAAAUGCUAGAAUCUGAAUUCUUGAAUUUAAAAGAAAUUGAAGACUAAAAGGAGGGAGAUUCUGACAUGGGCUUUGUAAGCUGAGCAAAAAAAAAUAAUUCCAAUCCUGCUAAAAUAGUUGAUGAAAUCCUUCUGUUUUUCCGAGGCUUUGAUUUCAGAUUCAGGCCCAUAAUGUAAUGUGUUAUUGCUGCACAUUUAACUUCUUAUAAAACGGUGGUGAUGGCUGCCACUGAACCCAGGUCCUAGUAGUCAGAGUAACCUCAGGAUUUUACCCACUUGGUGAACAUCCACCACCAAGAUCAGACAUUUUGCAUUAUAAGAGCUACUGCAUUAAUAGUUCGGGGGUGGGUGACCUCCCCGUCUUACCCCUCUGAGCGGCCUUUGCAGAGACAUUUAAAUAACUCCUACAGAAACGCACAGGGCACGGGUGCAGUUCCCGUGUCGGUGGCACCUUGUGCAGCACCGAGCGUGCUGCAUGAUCUGCACAGUUACACUACGAGCCACCUGCAGAAACAUUCCUGCCUUUUGAAGUGCUUAUGUUUUGGGUAGAUGACCUGUUCUUAUUUUAAGGGGUGGUUUUGCAUGCGCCUUUUGUUUUACGGGCGGAACUUGUAUUAUGCAUUUAAAAGACAUUGUUACCGUUUGUAUUUCCUGCCGUGAAGCCCAAUAAACCGCUGUGAUUUGUAA
Messenger RNA from Columba livia (rock pigeon), 5430 nucleotides. It is a transcript of the gene PHETA2, whose product is annotated as PH domain containing endocytic trafficking adaptor 2. The record is from RefSeq and is a predicted model, not a curated record. Bases 647 to 1444 code for a protein of 265 amino acids. NCBI's taxonomy places the organism in Eukaryota, Metazoa, Chordata, Aves, Columbiformes, Columbidae. Gene Ontology annotation, cellular component: early endosome; trans-Golgi network; recycling endosome. The transcript is spliced from 3 exons. Gene Ontology annotation, biological process: receptor recycling; endosome organization; retrograde transport, endosome to Golgi.